Messenger RNA from Aethalodelphis obliquidens (Pacific white-sided dolphin), 3976 nucleotides. It is a transcript of the gene CNPY3, whose product is annotated as canopy FGF signaling regulator 3. The transcript is spliced from 6 exons. Lineage: Eukaryota; Metazoa; Chordata; Mammalia; Artiodactyla; Delphinidae. Bases 114 to 974 code for a protein of 286 amino acids. The record is from RefSeq and is a predicted model, not a curated record.
CCUGGUUACGCUGAGGCACGUGUGCAGUCCCGGAAGCGGCUCCGGGAAGCUGCCUAGCUCGCGCAGCCGGAGGAAGCGCAGCCGGGUCCGCUCGGGUCGGGUCCGGCUGGGCCAUGGAGCCGUUACCUGAGCCCGCGUCCCGGCCCCGGCCCGGGCCCAGGGCCCGCCGUCUUCUGCUUCUCCCCUUGCUACUGCUGCUGCUGCUACUUCUGGCGGCCCCGGAACUGGGCCCGAGGCAGGCCCGAGCAGAGGAGACCGACUGGGUUCGACUGCCCAGCAAAUGCGAAGUGUGUAAAUACGUCGCAGUGGAGCUGAAGUCAGCCUUUGAGGAAACUGGCAAGACCAAGGAAGUGAUUGACAUGGGCUAUGGCAUCCUGGACCGGAAGACCUCAGGAGUCAAAUACACCAAGUCGGACUUACGGUUAAUCGAAGUCACUGAGACCAUUUGCAAGCGGCUCCUGGACUACAGCCUACACAAGGAGAGGACCGGCAGCAACCGAUUUGCCAAGGGCAUGUCGGAGACCUUUGAGACGCUACACAACCUGGUGCACAAAGGGGUCAAGGUGGUGAUGGACAUCCCCUACGAGCUGUGGAACGAGACCUCUGCAGAGGUGGCUGACCUCAAGAAGCAGUGCGACGUGCUGGUGGAGGAGUUUGAGGAGGUGAUCGAGGACUGGUACAGGAACCACCAGGAAGAGGACCUGACUCAGUUCCUCUGUGCCAAUCACGUGCUGAAGGGCAAGGAUACCAGCUGCCUGGCAGAGCGGUGGUCUGGCAAGAAGGGGGACACAGCCGCCCUGGGGGGGAAGAAAUCCAAGAAGAAGAGUGGCAGGACCAAGGCCUCGGGUGGCAGCAGCGGUGGCAGCAAACAGAGGAAGGAGCUGGGUGGCCUCGAGGGAGACCCCAGCCCCGAGGAGGACGAGGGCAUCCAGAAGGCUUCCCCCCUCACCCGCGGCGCCCCCGAGGAGCUCUGAGCCUAACUCCGCUCUCCUGCUGACCCAGAGCCCUGACCUGGGAGCUGGAGGAUCUGGGCCCCGGCUCUGGCAGACAGCGGCACCGGGCUUCAGCUGUGCCUGCCUGGGCUGCGCCUCUUCUGCCGCAGACAGACUCCAGCCCUGGAAGAACUCAGAUCAGCUGCGGGCAGCCCAGGCCGGCCUUUUCCCUCUGCCCAGCGUUACUCUCCUGACCCAGACUUCAGGCGGGCUCUGCGCUCUGAGGACUGCCCAGGACUCCAGUGUGAACUCGGACAGGCAGGUGUCGAGCUGGGCCCCAGGACUGGGGCUCCAGAGCCCCGCACCCCCUCGCUUCUCCGGCACUGACACCGGGAAGCAAGACUGAGGCCCCAGCUCCUCCUCUCUGCACCCACCCCUCCUGUGGACACCUUGCACUCUGCCCAGCCCUCCCCAGGGCUCACAGAGUAAAAACCUUUCGGCCUUUUUCGUUUGGAUUUCUGAGUCCUUUUCAGCCCCUCAGAGGGGCCUGGAGCCCCCUGUGGCUCUUUCCUGUCCCUCACCUUCCAGCCUUGGGGGCUGAGGAUGGGCGGCUGUUCCCAUCCUCCCAUCCCUGAGGCCGAACCUGCUGACUGUGGGGAAAGCAAGUGCAGGGAGGGCCCGGGGGCGCUGGGGCGAGGGGUGGGCCUUGGGUAUGCGGUAGGGCCCCUCAGCUGCUCUUGGUCUCCCCGAGCCCCCUAGGCUGGGAGGGGCCUCACUUGUGCCCUGGUACCUGGCUGCCCUCAUUCCUUCCCUCCCUCCCGCCUCUCCUCUCCCCGCCACCAAGGCCUUCCCGUUGGUUGUGUAAAGUGUACGCCAGUGACCCCACCAGCUCCCGCCCCUCGUCUCCACCUCCGCCUGGCCCCGCCUGUUGGUCUUGAACCUUGUUCCCUGAUGACCACACCUGACCACUCCAUGCCUCCUAGCUGUUGUGCCCGGAGCCCGCAGGGGAGGGAGGACACCCCAGUCCCCCCAAAACAGCUGGUUGCACCAUGUUCUCUGGGAGUAAGGGAGAAACAGGAAGGCUGGCCUCUGGGGAGAAGGGAUGGGAGGCUCCAGCACCUCCUUGUCUGUCCUGAAGGCAGAGAUCUGUGGUGGGUCAGAAGCAAUAGUGGUGACAGCUGCGAGUAGUCAGUGCUAUAACCCUGCAGUGCACUCGGGUGGGCGCUGUUAGCUCCAUUUUGUAGAAGAGGGAACUGAGGCUCAAGUCACAGGACGCGCCCAAAGUCCUGUUGGCAGUGGCACAGCUGCACGCGGACCCUGGCUUUGAGACCCCAGCCCACUGUAUUCCCGCAGCCCCAGGGCCCCGCUCCCAACACCUGGCACUGGCCAUGUGAUUCGCAUUGAACUGGUUUGGUUUCUUGCCCGUAACCCAUGCCCACCAACAAGUCUCUUUUAGAAGGAAAAUAGGACGCAGCCCCUGCUUCUAGAAAGGAGAGAAGAGUGGAAGGUCCCGCCAGCACUGCGCCCACACCACAUCCCCUGAGCACCCGCACCCAGGCUCCCUCACGCUCCAGGCUGGGCCCAGCAGGUAGAAGGGGUCACUGCUGAGGUGCCCCAGGAGGAUUUUCCCAGCUUCUGGCAAAAAGGCUCUGGGGUCCCCCCAACUCGGGCUCAGCCCCUCCCCACUCCCCAGGGCUGGGAACACCAAGGCCAUAGAGAGUGGAGCAAAUUGGAAGCUGCUUCUCUGGCCCAUGAGGCUUAGAACAGGCCCUUGGAGGAUGAUACUUUUUGGUCUAGCACCCCCCUCCCCAUCUCCAGCGCUGAUACUGGUGCCUGUUGAAGGGGCUGUGGGCAGAGAUUCCAGCCUAGACUGUGGUCCCAUCCUGGACUCUGGUCUGAGCAUAGGAGGUGACUGCGGGGGUCUGGGAUUGGAACCCAGGGCUGGGGAACCAUUUGCAGGCCCCUGGACUGUCUAGGAUUUGGUGGACAGUCUCUGACCACCCCCAUCCUGUCACUAACCCACAGCACUUCAGUACUUGGCUUAGGUCUGUCCCCAGAGCUUCAUUGUCCUUAGAAUAGGAUGAGACAAAGACCUAUCCCCUUACUGGGGUGUUGGCCCAGGGGCCCAAUCCCAGGCCUAGGCCCAGACCAGAGGGAGGGCAGCGCUGCGACUGCUUUGCUCUUUGACCUGUGGCUGCUGCAGGAUGAGUGCCCUCACUUGCCCCCCAUUCCCUACAAGGCCAGGCGUGUUGCACACUCACUGGCUCUCCACGCACCCACCCCAGCAGGCAGCUUCUCCCUGGCCCAGCCUAGAAAAGAAAGAAGGCAGGAUCUGGCUUCCCAGGUUUUUCUUUUCCUCUCCCCACCACACACACAAGCCUUUCUGAACUGGAUACUGCCUCCCACUUUCCCAUAAGGUGAGGGGUCUGGCUGAGCUCGAGUGAACCUGAUUUCAGUCCCUUUGUUAGAAACCCAAUUAGAACGGGGUCUCCUACCCUCACCUGGACAUGAGAGUCACUUGGAUGCUUGUUAAACAUACAGAUGGGCCCCCCCUCAUACUUGCUGGGUUGGGGAGUCUGUGUGGGUCCUAAGAUGAGGCCAGCUGCAACCCACUCCACCAGGAGAAAUUCGGGUGUUGUGCUAAGAGGGGCCAAGACCUCAGUGAAGCCACACUGGAAGGAAGUCUUGUCCUCAGAAACAGGAAUUAUCAGAACCCCAGAGAGGAUCUGUCUCUCUGUUGGAGACUUUUGUCAUCCAGAACCACAAAGGCUGAUGGACAAAGCACAAGGCCAGUUUGUUCCAGUUCAAUGACAGUCAAGUCUCAGGGGUUGGGGUUCUGUAGUCUCAGAAGUGGCUGCAUCGGGGCCUCUGUGUAUUCGUUUUAAGGAACAGCUCCUAGGAGGCAGGCUCCUCUCUUUAUUUCCAAGUUCCUGGGUGGUAUUUUCAUGCAACAUCUUUUCGCAAGUUAGAAAGUGGUGCUUUUCACACCUUUGACUCCCCAUCUGUCAGAAAGUUGUUUUAAUAAAAGUUUUGUUAGAAUAAGA